AUCUUCAAAGUUGCAAUAAACAAUUAUCUCUUAUACUUAUAGGGUUACAAUGACAGAUCACCUAUUUAAUCUCCAAUAAGUGCCUACUCAAGCUUACAAGAUGCCACCCUACAAAAACCCCCCUUGGGGCUUACGCUGGCGCUCCAACACCCUCUUCAUCAUCGCCACCGUCGCCAUCGGCCUUUUCACAGACCUGUUCCUCUACGGCCUCGUCGUCCCCGUCCUACCCUUUAUGCUGCGGAACCGCCUGGCCAUCCCGGAGGAGGAGAUCCAAUCCUACGUGUCCAACCUCUUGGCAGCUUAUGCGGGCGCUUCCGUCCUCUCGUCCUUGCCGGCCGGGUGGAUUGCCGACCGGACCAAGUCCCGCCAGGCCCCCUUUCUCAGUGGCCUUGCAGCCCUGCUUGCGGCUACGGUGCUGCUCGCGUUCGGCCAGAGCAUAGCCGUGCUGUUCCUCGCUAGGGUCCUGCAGGGCAUCAGUGCCGCGGUGGUGUGGACGAUUGGUCUCGCCAUGAUUCUGGAUACCGUCGGCCCCGAAAAUUUAGGCAAAGUCGUCGGUUCCAUCUUCUCCUUCAUAUCCAUAGGCGAACUAAUGGCCCCGGUGAUUGGCGGCGUGCUGUACGAAAAGACGGGUUACUCGGGCGUCUUCGGGGUGGCUGCCGGCGUGCUGGGACUAGACUUCCUCAUGCGCUUGGUCAUGAUUGAGAAGAAGACUGCUGCUAGGUAUCUCGAUCUUCCGGUUUCGGGUUCUCGUGGUGGGUUGCAAAGUGCGAAUGGCGUAGAGGGGAACGCGAGGGGCAAUGAAGAAGUCGGUGGCGACCAUAAUGAACCUGCUACCGAACAUGACGCUCUAUUACCGAAUAAGAGGCGAGACAACGAUGACGACUUUUACAAGAUACGCCAUGAACCAAAUCGUAUUGUUCGAGUACUCCCUUUGCUUGUGUGUUUCAAGGACCCUAGGCUACUUGCCGGUCUAAGUGUCGCCUUCGUCCAGGCUUCCCUCCUUGCCCUCUUCGACGCCACCAUCCCGACAGAGGCUCAAAGUCUCUUUGGCUUUACGUCUCUCCAAGCUGGUCUCUUAUUCAUCGCGCUGGAUGUACCCUACCUUGUGCUAGGGCCCAUUGCAGGAUGGGCAGUGGACCGAUACGGCACCAAAAUGGCUGCAGUCAUCGGAUUCGGAUAUCUGGUUCCUGUUCUCAUCCUCCUGAGACUACCCUCAGAUAACCCGCUACCCGGAAACUCCAAUAUCAUUCUAUACUGCGCACUGCUGGCAUUGAACGGUAUAGGGCUAGCCAUCAUUGGCUCUCCUAGUGUAGUCGAAUCAAGCGACGUGGUGCGCAAGUUCGAGAAGGCCAAUCCCGGAUUCUUCGGUACCAAUGGCCCUUACGCUCAACUUUACGGCUUCAACUCCCUCUUUUUCUGUGCGGGACUCACUGUAGGCCCCCUCGUGGCGGGAGCGCUACGCGAUGGCAUAGGAUAUGGUAACAUGAACCUUGUAUUUGGCAUUGUGGCAGCCAUCACCGCUAUCAUGUCAUUUUUGGUCAUUGGCGGAAAGCCGCGCAAGGAUCUUUUUCAAAGAAUCUUCCGGAGGGACAGGUGAGGUGAUUGUUGGGAUAAACUACCGGGCGUUUGAAAACAUUACAUCGUGCAUUACCAAUGGAAACAUGGGUCGGAUUAGCAAAAGAACUAUUCCUAGAUAGAGCAUAUAGAGAGGGGAUAUUAUAAAAGCUGGUACCUAUGUAAGAAUUAUAGACUAGGAAUCGCAUCACAUCAUACCCUAAAAAUGGGGCAAUUCGCACCAUCGAAGAUAGACCAUCACGACAUACCGAUCAAUGUAAUUCGGCCUCAUUUAGACCGGUUUACAAUCCCGCUGCGGUAUGAGGUGGUGUCACUUAGAUCUAGGCCGUGCCAAGACAAAAAAAUCGAAGUUGCGAUAUAUCCGGCUCCGAGCACGUAAGCACGACAAAGAAAACAA
This is a messenger RNA of Hypoxylon fragiforme, 1972 nucleotides long. RefSeq names its product MFS general substrate transporter. The record is from RefSeq and is a predicted model, not a curated record. The transcript has a single exon. NCBI's taxonomy places the organism in Eukaryota, Fungi, Ascomycota, Sordariomycetes, Xylariales, Hypoxylaceae. Gene Ontology annotation, biological process: transmembrane transport. Bases 101 to 1597 code for a protein of 498 amino acids. Gene Ontology annotation, molecular function: transmembrane transporter activity.